UGGCUCUUGGUCGCGCGAGAGUGGCUCUUGGUGGUGCCAGAGUGGCUCUUGGUUGUGCCAGAGUGGUUGUUGGUGGUGCCUGAGUGGCUGUUGUUGGCGCCAGAGUGGUUGUUGGUGGUGCCAGAUUGGUUGUUGAUGGUGCCAGAGUGGCUCUUGGUGGUGCCAGAGUGGUUGUUGGUGGUGCCAGAGUGGUUGUUGGUGGUGCCAGAGUGGUUGUUGGUGGUGCCAGAGUGGUUGUUAGUGGUGCCAGAGUGGGUGUUGAUGGUGCCAGAGUGGUUGUUGGUGGUGCUAGAGUGGCUUUUGGUGGUGCUUGAGUGGCUGUUGGUGGUGCCAGAGUGGUUGUUAGUAGUCCAGAGUGGUUACUGGGACUCCACUCUGACGUACUCUACAUACUGGGUACUUGGCUCUGACGUACUCUACAUGCUGGGACUUGGCUCUGACGUACUCUACAUGUUGGGACUUGGCUCUGACGUACUCUACAUGCUGGAACUUGGCUCUGACGUACUCUACAUGCUGGGACUUGGCUCUGAGUACUCUACAUACUGGGACUUGACUCUGACGUACUUUACAUGCUAG
Molecule: messenger RNA, 576 nt
Organism: Candidula unifasciata
Lineage: Eukaryota; Metazoa; Mollusca; Gastropoda; Stylommatophora; Geomitridae
Source: the annotation of a GenBank genome assembly